GCAACUUUGUGGUUGCCUCAGGUGUCUUGUCGCUAAUUUCGACGUUGCUUCGGGUGCAUUUUGGAGAUUUCGCUUCGGGUACCCUGUCAGUUUUCUUGAGUAUUUCUUCUAUGACUCCUUGGUGUCUUGUCGCUGAUUUCGACGUCGUUUCGGGUGCUUUUUGGGUCUCUUGUUGUAGAUUUCAUUUUGGGUACCCUGUCAGUUUUCUUGGGUAA
This is a messenger RNA of Dentiscutata erythropus, 215 nucleotides long. The record is from the annotation of a GenBank genome assembly. Lineage: Eukaryota; Fungi; Glomeromycota; Glomeromycetes; Diversisporales; Gigasporaceae.